AUGAUAUACACCAGGUUUAAGAUUUAUGACGAUAUUUAUGUUCACAGGUUUUGCAGAUCAGUAAAAUAUAAUGGAAAAGAAGAGACGUUGAAUUGCAUGAUUCCCUCUGAUAAUUGCUUCAUGGCACAAUUGCAUAGACGUUUCAAAUCUCAAAGUGAUUUAUUUCAUUUACUUCUUCCUUCCAUUGCUGCAUUUUUUGUUUCUUCUCUUUAUCAGCUUGAUGAAAUCACGGAGUUGCAUUAUUUAUUGAUGCACAUUCCACAAAUGCAAAUGGUCGUAACAUAUAAAAAUGUGACUCUGCAAACCACAUAA
Messenger RNA from Clunio marinus, 312 nucleotides. The record is from the annotation of a GenBank genome assembly. Lineage: Eukaryota; Metazoa; Arthropoda; Insecta; Diptera; Chironomidae.